GCAGCUGAGGGUUCUGCUGUCAUCACCAAAGUGUGUUUGACCCACCUGUGGGGCCAAACAAAUCCUCAACCUCAGUUUACUUUUCUUUUUUUUUCUCACCUGUUUGGUGUCUACAAAAAACCAACCAUACGAUUUCCCCCGAGCUCCCCUAAUUCCCCUGCCCCCCCAGCGGUCCCCCGCUACCGUCGUCCACCCGACGCGGCCCACCCCCCGUUUUCCGAGCUGGCGUGGCGACGCAAACUCACAAAUAUUUACUUCCUGUACAUUAAAAGGAAAGGGGGCCCCCCUUUCGUGGAAUGCGGCAACAUGGGUGUCUUUGACCGCGGAGUUCAGAUGCUGCUUACCACGGUGGGGGCCUUCGCCGCCUUCAGCCUCAUGACCAUAGCUGUGGGGACAGAUUACUGGCUGUACUCGCGUGGCGUCUGCAAAAUCAAGAGCAACAACGAGAAUGAGACCAGCAAGAAGAACGAGGAGGUAAUGACGCACUCGGGCCUCUGGAGGACCUGCUGCCUGGAAGGUUCUUUUAAAGGUAUGUGUAAACAGAUAGACCACUUCCCCGAGGAUGCCGACUAUGAGGCAGAUGCUUCGGAAUAUUUCCUACGCGCUGUACGAGCCUCCAGUAUCUUCCCCAUCCUGAGUGUGAUCCUGCUCUUCAUGGGGGGGCUUUGCAUCGCCGCUAGCGAAUUCUACAAAUCACGCCACAACAUCAUCCUCAGCGCCGGCAUCCUCUUUGUCUCUGCAGGUCUAAGCAACAUUAUAGGAAUCAUAGUGUACAUAUCAGCCAACGCCGGCGACCCUUCUAAGAGCGACUCCAAGAAGAAUAGCUACUCGUAUGGCUGGUCCUUCUACUUUGGUGCCCUCUCCUUCAUCAUGGCCGAAAUGGUGGGUGUGCUCGCUGUGCACAUGUUCAUCGACCGCCAUAGAGAGCUACGAGUGGGUGCACGAGCCGCCGACUACCUCCAAGGCGCAGCCAUCACACGCAUCCCUAGCUACCGCUACCGCUACCGGCGCCGCUCACGAUCUUCAUCCCGUUCCACAGAUCCCUCGCACUCUCGCGAGGCAUCACCGGUUGGCCUGAAGGCCUUUGGGACGCUGCCAUCCACUGAGCUGUCCAUGUAUACACUGCCCAAGGGUCAAACGGGCACCCCGACAGCUACCUAUAACUCCACAGAGAGGGACCACAACUUCCUACAGGUCCAUAACUGCAUUCAGAAGGACCUGAAAGACUCAAGCGGCCACAGCAACACCGCCAACCGGCGCACUACGCCCGUAUGAAACAGAAAUGGACUACAGACAUUUGCAAAACUUGGAGGGAUGGUGAGGGGAAGCAGCAAAAGACAGAUCAUUUUUUAAGGAGGAAGAAAUAGACAGAUGUGAUAGUACAUGGAUAGAUUAAGGAAAGUGAGGUAAGCAGCAAGGGAAGUUCUGGGCGCUCCACAGCACCUCAGAUAAUCAUUUCUGUUUAAAUUUGAAAAAAAUAAAUGAAAGAAAACUGAGUAAAAAUGUUUAAAAAAAACAACAAAAAAAGAAAGCUGCAUGAUUUUCCCAUAAACCAUUGUUUAAAAAGUUUUAACAAUGUUUGUAAAGAGCUGAGGGGGUAAUAAAUGGGGAGGGGGAUUCAGGGAUGCCUGGGUGUGAUGGGCGGUGCUCGUCUCUAGUCUGUGGAACCGUGGAGAGGUGGGCUGGGCCAGACGGCAUGUUCAAAUGUGAACUUUAUAUUUUCUACUUUUCCUCAGACUGAACAAAAGGGAGCAUAGUUUUUGCUCUUUGGCCCAGCCUAUGAACCUGCCCUUGCACUUCUGUACCGCGAGCCCCCGACAAACAUAGCGCAAACUCCCUGACACCCCAGUUAUUCGUUUAGUUGCUGUAUCUUCUUGAUUUCAUUCUUCAGUCACAUUAAUACUGUGAACCAUUGCGGUGUGGGAUUAAAGCAGGGAGCAAUUCAGGCCGCAAAAAAAAUAAAAAAAAAUAUUGAUAAUAUAUAAAUAUAUAUAUAUACAUAUAUUUCAAAGAAAAAAGAAAAAAGAAAAAAAACACAUAAGUUACAUAUGUAUUGAUUAUAGAUAAACAUAUGAAUAUAUAUGUUAAUAUAUCAUAACUAGACUUUCUGGCGCAAAAAAAAUAUCAAGGGAAAAAAAAGGAAUUACCUUACGAAUAUUUAUUGUAAUAAAACUAAACUGAGUCGUCAUGGAAACGAAACCAAGACGGAUGAUUUAGUUUGACUGGCUCUCUUGACGGCAAAGGCUUCAGCCUACUUGAAAAACUGAUAUUGGUUAGUAUUAAAUACAUAAUCACAUUUUUUUUUUUACCAAAAAUAAAAAGAUUUAAAAAAAUAAAUCUUUUGGCACUCUGUCAAUACCCUGGCAGCCAUCUUUGUUCAACGUCAACUUGCAAAAGUUGAUUUUUUUUUUCUCUUUGACUUUUUUUUCUUUUGUCCCAUAAAGGGGCAAAGUGAAGAGAGAACUGUGGAACUAAGGGAUGAUCUCUCUGCAAACUUGAAGAUGACUGUGGACAAUGAGACAUCACUACUGCCAAAGACAUAAAGUAGUGAGAGAACGUGGCUACCAGCAAGCUGAAGCGAAGUGACUCCAAAAAAAUUAAGGAUUUUCAUGCAUGCUAAUCAAAAUCAUCCGAUCUGCUUUUAAGGAACCUAUGUUUUGAACAAAUGAACAAUUAUACCAUGUAAGGGCAGUGGGAAAAUAUAAAUUAAUGUAACAGUACUGUGUCUCUUCAAAUAUGUUUUUUUUUUCCUUUUAUUUAAGUGUGUAUUUGGGGUGGGGCGUCAUUGCACUUGAAACAAAACAGACUUUGGAAAAUGUAUCAAGGCUAUUUUUUAAACAAGAACAUCUUUUCUUGCCUUUUCAUUUGAUUUUGUUCUCAUAUUUCAUUUGAACUCUCACGCAGCCUUAGUCUAUUUCUUUAUUUCAUUUUUCUUGCUCUUUGGUUUUACAAUGUGUUGUUGUAAAUGAGACUAUUAAAAAAAAGUAUAAUAUCUUUCAAGGUGCCAAAACUGAAUGAUU
Molecule: messenger RNA, 3020 nt
Organism: Cololabis saira (Pacific saury)
Lineage: Eukaryota; Metazoa; Chordata; Actinopteri; Beloniformes; Belonidae
Product: voltage-dependent calcium channel gamma-2 subunit-like
Exons: 4
Coding region: 307-1275 (322 amino acids)
Biological process (GO): neurotransmitter receptor internalization; postsynaptic neurotransmitter receptor diffusion trapping; regulation of AMPA receptor activity
Cellular component (GO): AMPA glutamate receptor complex; voltage-gated calcium channel complex; postsynaptic density membrane
Molecular function (GO): channel regulator activity; voltage-gated calcium channel activity
Source: RefSeq, a predicted model, not a curated record